AUGUCAUCGACAUUGUACACCCUCGUCUCACUGCUUCCUGUGUUCCAAUUCGCUAUAGCACAGACGGCGGGAUCAUUCAACACUCUGACCUUCAACGUCGCUGGUCUUCCUGAUGUCCUCAAUGGUAACGACGUACCUGGCGAUAAAACAACCAACACGGCGCGUAUCGGUCAGCUCUUAACGCAGUAUGACAUCGACCUCAUCCACGUUCAGGAGGACUUCAACUAUCAUGCUACGCUUUACGCAAACGACAAGCACCCAUAUAGGACUGCGACAAGUGGAGGAGUCCCAAUCGGCAGCGGAUUGAACUCUUUGAGCAACUUCCCUUAUACUGAUUUCGAGAGGGUGAAGUGGAAUCAAUGUAGCACAUUCGACAGCGCGGAUUGUCUGACGCCGAAAGGUUUCACCUUUAUGAGGGUCAAGUUCGCUGAAGGCGUUUGGGUAGAUGCAUACAACUUGCAUGCAGAUGCUGGCACCACAGCAGCGGAUCUCUCGGCCAGAGCCUCCAACCUGCGUCAAAUCUCCGAUCACAUCAAGACCAACUCGGUUGGAAACCCUGUUGUUGUAUUCGGAGACUCGAAUACACGCUACACACGCACUGGUGACAUCCCUGCUGUAUUCAGCACCGAAAAUAACAUGAAGGAUGUUUGGCUCGAGCUUGUCAGAAAGGGCAGCCCGCCCACAGCAGGCAGCGAUGCUCUGCUCUGCGACAAUCCUUCGCCGAACACUACAUGCGAGACUGUCGAUAAGGUGUGGUACCGUGGAUCUCCUGCUGUCACUCUCCAAGCUACUACAUUUGAUUACGCAGGAGACAUGUUCCUGCAAGAGGACGGCAACAUCCUCAGUGAUCACAAUCCCGUGCUCGUCGAUUUUACCUGGUCACUCAAGGGGCAGCUGCAGAUUGGCGACGCCUACGGAGGCGAGUACGGAACCUGGUUCAACGAUCUGGACUCGCUGGCAAAGGCCAGCAACGCCAAAGUUGCGACUAUCACAGUCCGUGGACAGAAUCGCCUUGAUGGCAUCGCACUGAGCCUAGCCUCCGGACAGACACUCACCCACGGAGGAACCGGCGGCACAGCCUCCACUCUGACUCUGAACUCGGGCGAGACGUUGACUGGUGCGACAUUAUGUCAAGGGGAGAAAGACGGCGAGAUGAGGAUUUUCUACGCUCAGUUGCGAACAAGUGCAGGUAGGACUGUCAGUGCGGGUGUUAAGACCAGUACAUGUGUUGAGAAGACAGCCGCGAGCGGGUCCAGCUUUGUUGGGUUCCUCGGUCGAUCUGGAGAUGAGAUUGACAAACUAGGGUUUGUCAGUUUGAAGGCCUGA
Molecule: messenger RNA, 1326 nt
Organism: Ascochyta rabiei
Lineage: Eukaryota; Fungi; Ascomycota; Dothideomycetes; Pleosporales; Didymellaceae
Exons: 3
Coding region: 1-1326 (441 amino acids)
Cellular component (GO): cytoplasm
Molecular function (GO): sphingomyelin phosphodiesterase activity
Source: RefSeq, a predicted model, not a curated record